UUUAUUCAUGAAACAUUAAACACGUAGUUGACAUUUAUUGAAAAUUAAUCAAGUAGUUUGUAUAAAUUCGAGUUUCUUUUGGAUUUAGUAAAAAGAGUGAAAUAUUAUGGAGAUUAUUCUAUAUACAAUCAUUUUCGGUUAUCUUUUUAUUCGGACCGAAUUGAAACCGAUCGAUGAAAGUGUUACUCUUAAACUUCCUAUAGCUAUUGAAAGUGGAAUGAACAUUAUACUCGGAGGAAUGUUAACCGACGAACGUGACCAAUUAAGCUUAACAUUUUCGGGGAAAAAUAUGAGUCCACAAGAUGAGUGCCACGUUAAAUACAUUCCUGAAAAAAAAAAGUUUCUCCUAACCAACGACGGCAUAGAAACUUCUGUUUCCUUGCCGAAACCGAAAGUUAUAUCAUAUCCUUCACCAUUCGUUCUGCAAUUCAACGCCAGAACUGUAUUUGAAAAUGACACAGAUAAACACGUAAUGGAAUUAUAUUACGAAGGAGCUGGAAUCGUCAGGGGGUCUUUAGGAGAAUUUAUUAACUUCCAUUCUUUUGAUUUAGUCGAUUCUAUUACCGUGAAAGGAUUCUCAAAUGUUCAUAAUGUUACGUUUAGCUUUAAAAGAGAAGAAAAACAGUAAAUUUUAAAAU
Molecule: messenger RNA, 638 nt
Organism: Nymphalis io (European peacock)
Lineage: Eukaryota; Metazoa; Arthropoda; Insecta; Lepidoptera; Nymphalidae
Exons: 3
Coding region: 107-628 (173 amino acids)
Source: RefSeq, a predicted model, not a curated record